Molecule: messenger RNA, 4962 nt
Organism: Ixodes scapularis (black-legged tick)
Lineage: Eukaryota; Metazoa; Arthropoda; Arachnida; Ixodida; Ixodidae
Gene: SPoCk
Product: calcium-transporting ATPase type 2C member 1
Exons: 24
Coding region: 321-3146 (941 amino acids)
Biological process (GO): manganese ion transport; calcium ion transmembrane transport; intracellular calcium ion homeostasis
Cellular component (GO): plasma membrane; endoplasmic reticulum; Golgi membrane
Molecular function (GO): ATP hydrolysis activity; P-type calcium transporter activity; ATP binding
Source: RefSeq, a predicted model, not a curated record
AAAGCCACCGACGGGCUCCCGAUCCGUGAUCCAGUAGCGCCUGGUAGUGUGUUGGCUGGCACAGAGGUUGGCCGGCCUCCUUGUUGGCUGGUGACUGGCGGCGGGCGGGAGCAAGCAACGUGUGCGGGUUGAACACUAGUGCCACCUUUACCGCCUUACGACAGAAAGCAGCAUGACCAGAGCAAAAGGUCUCAACGCAAUGUCGAAACCCCUUGCGGUGCGUCGCGACGCUGCAUCAAUGCAGACCCGUGCUCUUGUUCUCGGCUGUUUAAAAUGAGGACUGAACUCUCGCUUCAAAAAUUCGGCGUCUGUUAUUAGACAUGAAGACAGGCCUGUACGAGAAAUUGCCGACGGAAGUUCAUCACAGCCAGUUUCAGAGAGAGUGCGAUCAACGCACCUUCGCGGAGAGCAGCGGAGGUGGGACCCAAGACGAGAGGAAUCUGUGGAUGCCAGGUGGCAUGCGGACGGAGGAGGCUUGCCAGCGCCCCUAUGAGGAGGUGGCUCAGCAACUGGGCACAGAUCUCCGUAGGGGCCUGUCAUGGCGAGAGGCCAAUCGGCGCCUCGUCUCCCUUGGCCCCAAUGAGUUUGAGGUGCGCCAGGAGGAACCCCUCUGGAAGAAGUACUCUGAGCAGUUCAAGAAUCCGUUGAUCGUUCUUCUACUAGCAUCUGCUGUGGUCAGCAUCUGCAUGCAGCAAUUUGACGACGCAUUCAGCAUCACUGCUGCCAUUAUUAUUGUGGUUACUGUUGCGUUUGUUCAAGAGUAUCGCUCAGAGAAGUCACUUGAAGAACUGAACAAAUUAGUGCCUCCCGCAUGUCAUUGUUUACGUGAUGGCCAGGCUGAGACGUUCCUUGCCAAGAAUCUCGUCCCUGGGGAUGUUGUGAUCCUCAAUGUCGGCGAUCGAGUUCCUGCCGAUCUCAGGCUAUUCAGUGCCUGCGAUUUAAUGAUCGAUGAAAGCAGCUUCACGGGCGAGACGGAGCCGUCAGCCAAGGUGACGACGCCCCUGGCAAAGGCAGGCAAUGGCAUUGCCUCCAAGUACAAUGUGGCCUUUAUGGGGACCCUUGUUCGCUACGGGAACGGCAGGGGGAUUGUGAUCAACACUGGGGAGAAGUCAGAAUUUGGGGACAUCUUCAAGAUGAUGCAGGCAGAGGAGGCGCCCAAGACGCCGCUCCAAAAGAGCAUGGACAACUUGGGGAAGCAGCUGUCUCUCUACUCGUUUGGCAUCAUUGGUCUCAUCAUGCUUCUGGGCUGGAUCCAGGGGAGGCCCGUGCUUGAAAUGUUCAACAUUGGCGUCAGUCUGGCCGUGGCAGCCAUACCAGAGGGCCUGCCAAUAGUGGUGACAGUCACCCUUGCUUUGGGGGUGAUGCGCAUGGCCAAGAGGAAGGCUAUCAUUAAGAAACUGCCCACCGUGGAAACCCUCGGAUGCGUCAAUGUUGUUUGCUCUGACAAGACGGGCACACUCACCAAGAACGAGAUGACUGUUUGCAGCGUCAUGACUUCAGAGCUGUACCAUGCUGAGGUGACUGGUGUCGGGUACAAUGCAGAUGGCCACGUGAUUCUUACCGAGGGUGGGGAGAGAGAUGUCCAGAUGGAUUCCUUGCGGUUGUUGCUUGAGUGUGGCUGCAUUUGCAACAAUGCCGACAUCCUUGGAAGUGAACUGAGGGGGCAGCCAACCGAAGGGUCCCUUUUGGCUGUUGCACACAAGAUGGGAAUCUACGAUGUGCGGAACCAUUACGUGCGUCUCCAAGAAAUUCCCUUCAGCUCUGAGCACAAGAUGAUGGCUGUCAAGGUCAUUCCCAAGUUUGGAGGGGAGCAGGAGCAGUACUUUGUGAAGGGAGCCUUGUCCAAGAUCUUGGCCCAUUGUACCCACUACAGCAGCCACGGGGUGGCGGUGCCCAUGUCGACUGAGCGUGCUUCGCAGUACAUCAAGGAAGCCCAGUUCAUGGGCAGGAAGGGACUCCGAGUGCUCUCCCUGGCGAGUGGAACACACCUGAACCAGCUCAAGUUUUUGGGCCUGGUAGGAAUCUUGGACCCACCCAGGCCUGGAGUUCGGGAGGCAAUCGAGACCCUCCACAGCAGUGGCGUCAACGUCAAAAUGCUCACGGGAGACGCCGAAGAAACAGCAUGCACAGUCGCUGCACGCCUGGGCUUACAUGCAGCGGGGAAUGUUGUGCUCUCGGGUGACCAGCUAGACACAAUGACAGACAUGGAGCUACAACGAAUCAUCGGCUCUGUGUCGGUCUUCUACCGCACUGCGCCAGGGCACAAGCUCCGCAUUGUCAAAGCAUUGCAGAAGAACCACUACAUUGUGGGCAUGACUGGCGAUGGCGUGAAUGAUGGUGCAGCUCUGAAAAAGGCCGACAUUGGCAUUGCCAUGGGAAAAAUUGGCACUGAUGUGUGCAAGGAAGCAGCGGACAUGAUUCUCGUCGAUGAUGACUUCUUCACCAUCAUGGCUGCUAUUGAAGAGGGAAAGGGAAUUUUCUACAACAUUCGAAACUUUGUCAUGUUUCAGCUCAGCACGAGCAUUGCAGCACUUUCUCUGAUUGCUCUGUCAACUCUGAUGAAGAUUCCCAACCCACUGAAUGCAAUGCAGAUCCUCUGGAUCAACAUCAUUAUGGAUGGCCCUCCUGCUCAAAGCCUUGGCGUGGAACCCGUGGAUCACGACGUGCUAAAGCAGCCCCCGCGCAACACCAAGCAGCCCAUGAUUACCCGAGACCUUAUCUUCAACGUGGUGCUCUCUUCUCUCAUAAUCAUCCUCGGGACCUUGUUCAUCUUCCGCAAUGAGAUGAGCGAUCAAAUGGUGACGCCUCGAGACACGACGAUGACAUUCACAUGCUUCGUCUUCUUUGACAUGUUCAACGCCCUCAGCUGUCGGUCACAGACCAAAUCGGUGUUUACCAUAGGGUUCUUCAGCAACAAAAUGUUUUUGCUUGCGGUCGCCUUCUCGGUCAUUGGGCAAAUGCUGGUCAUCUACUUUCCGCCACUGCAGAGGGUCUUUCAAACAGAGGCUCUGACUUUCCAAGACAUCGCUCUGCUUGUUGGCGUCUCGUCGACAGUCUUCAUUGUCUCGGAACUAAAGAAAUUCUUGGAAAGAAGCAUUUCUAGAAGGGUGCGGAAAAAGCAGUUUUUCGGCUCCGACUUUGUGUAACGGAAGUGCGCAGGCAGUGGUGGUGUCACUUUGCCUUCAGUCAGUCUCAUUAUCAUUGUGCUGUUUUGCCCGUUUGUUUCACUUUCUUGACUGUAGAACCUUUGUUAUGGUAGUCUUCAGUUUUAGUUUUACAUUUAUGUUGUGUUUCUUUAUUUGUGUUUCUGCUGUCGCAGUGCAAAACCGUCGCUGUGCCAGUUGAAGUGAAAGUGGACGACCCAGGAGACAACGAGCGGUUACUGCUCAAAGUCGCACUCUGUAAAUAACCACUUGUACAUACCCUAAGUGGGCCGAUAAGUAGGGACAUUACUUCAAAACGCUGGUGCUGCAGUGUGCCACCUUCUCGACAUUAUAACCGAAAAUCAGCUGGCUAGAGUUCAGUUCUGCGGCGACAAAGUUCUCGAAACUGGCGGUAGCGUUAGCUUACGCAAGGUACAUCAUGAAGCGUUCCUGUAACUUUGUGUGGUUGAAGGCAGGAUUGUUGAGUAUUCUAUUUAUUUAGGCCUCUAUAUUUCUGAGGCUGAGUGAUACUAUGGGUUGUUUAGUUUCUUUCCAAGAAAACCUAUUGGCCAGUAGUCCCCAUGUGACACCAGCCAUAUUUACUGGAAGCAGUGCCUUGAAGGUGAAGGUUGCAAAGGUGAUUCACACUACGCAAUCUUCGUGGUCGCCUUUCUAUUGGUGAUGUGCAUUAAAUUGUAUGUCUUGAUCUGCAGAGAAACUGAUCAUGUCAGGUUUUGGGGUUUCCAUAAAUGCUAACUGUACAUAUUAACAUCAGAAAGGGAAGUUCUUUUUUUAGUAUACUAUUGUUUACCACAAUUGAGGAACCUCUUGUUCACAGUUACCCAUACAUAUCCAUGCCAUUAUAAGUGCACACUUUCCCCUUUUAGGAUUCAUUAUGAUGGCAGCAAUCUUGCAAAACUAUACACUUGAAAACUUCAGGAUGUUUUAAGCCGUGGUCCUUUGGAGGGAAAUAUCUGUGGCACUAAAGUCGACAUUGCACGUGUGGAAUGCAAGCAGGCAGGUCGUGCAAGGGGGCCAAGUGACUGAAGUUAGAGCAGCAUGACAAACUGAAAUGAAGGCCCAAACUCCGGCAACUCCUCCACAUCUGUUUGUGUCUGUACAUUUUCGUACCCCAAUGACAUAAUCAAAGCUGGUGGCAUUGCCUAACCUAUAACAAAGGGCAAGCAAUUGAUUAAGCAAUUCUUGGGUUUAGUGCCAUCAGAACAGUUGUGAUAAGGCAAUAUUUAGGUGCCUGUCUUGAAUGUGAUCUAUGUAUUUGUCUUGCUACUUGAAGCUGAAUGAGAGGCAGCGGUGUUUGGAAGCUACAUGUUCGAAGUAAAUGAUUUUUCAGAUGCACUGUUCAAUAGACCAUGCCUGUGCAUCUGAAAUCGUGUGCCCAAUGGACUCUUACGAGUCGUGCAUUUCUUUUAUUUAUAAAUUUUUUAUUGAAUGUGGGCAGUGAUUCCUUUUCAAACUUGCUACACUAAACAGGGCGCUUAUUUGUCGUCCUCUGUGGUGGACAUGAAUAUCAUCUUGAUAUGGUGGCUGCGGCAUCAUUUUCUCCUUGUCUCGGGGUUUAAAUUAUGUUUCCUAACCAGCUUGCCUGCAUACUUUAGCUCCUAGCAUAGCAGUGCUGGUACCUUUGACUGCUGGCAUAGUCAGAGCUUUUCCAGAAAGAAAGCAGUGCUAGAACUGUUAAAAUUGACUUAUUUUGGAAACAUAACGCGCUUGUCGUGUGUGUAUACUGAAUCUCGCACAUACCUUGACUUCUUUCCGUAACAAUUUUUCUACAUUGCCAUUAAACAUAAUUUAUGCACAA